This is a messenger RNA of Jaculus jaculus (lesser Egyptian jerboa), 526 nucleotides long. RefSeq names its product biogenesis of lysosomal organelles complex 1 subunit 1 (gene Bloc1s1). The transcript has 4 exons. The record is from RefSeq and is a predicted model, not a curated record. Gene Ontology annotation, biological process: endosomal transport. Bases 55 to 432 code for a protein of 125 amino acids. Lineage: Eukaryota; Metazoa; Chordata; Mammalia; Rodentia; Dipodidae. Gene Ontology annotation, cellular component: BLOC-1 complex.
CCGCCCGCGCCAGGCGCGUCCAGCUCGGCGCGCCCGGCCCGGCCCGACGAGGACAUGCUGUCCCGCCUGCUCAAGGAGCACCAGGCCAAGCAGAACGAACGCAAGGAGCUGCAGGAGAAGAGGAGGCGAGAGGCCAUCACUGCAGCGACCUGCCUGACAGAAGCCUUAGUGGAUCACCUCAAUGUGGGUGUGGCUCAGGCCUACAUGAACCAGAGAAAGCUGGACCAUGAGGUGAAGACACUACAGAUCCAGGCUGCUCAGUUUGCCAAGCAGACAGGCCAGUGGAUUGGAAUGGUGGAGAACUUCAACCAGGCACUCAAGGAAAUCGGGGAUGUGGAGAACUGGGCUCGGAGCAUCGAGCUGGACAUGCGCACCAUUGCCACUGCCCUGGAAUAUGUCUACAAAGGACAGCUGCAGUCUGCCCCCUCCUAGCCCCUUGCUCUCUCUCCGGUCCACCCCUCUUAUGUCAUCCACAGGGGCAGCAGGGAGACUGAUGGGCCAAGAAUAAACAUGGGUUUUCAUUCUG